Aquila chrysaetos chrysaetos is the source of this 1805-nucleotide messenger RNA. RefSeq names its product M1-specific T cell receptor alpha chain-like. Gene Ontology annotation, biological process: response to bacterium. NCBI's taxonomy places the organism in Eukaryota, Metazoa, Chordata, Aves, Accipitriformes, Accipitridae. The record is from RefSeq and is a predicted model, not a curated record.
AUGCGGCGGUGCCGGGGCGCGGGGCUGGCGGCGCUGGCCGCGGUGCUCCUGGUGGCUGUGGUCAGAGCCCAGGUGCAGCAGGAGGCGUCGGCAGAGACCACCGAGGACACCGGCAUCAGCAUCAACUGCUCACACCCCAACAUACAGAUCACCGCGACUCACAUCUACUGGUACCGCCAGCUCCCGGGCCGAGGGCCCCGCAUUCCUCGUGAGCACUCUAAGAUGUCCAAAAAGCUGCCGGACCCGCCGGGGCGGCUGUCGGUGGCGGCAGACCGCCGGUCCAGCGCCCUGUGGCUCGCCCGGCCCCGGCGCGGGGACGCGGCGGUGUAUUACUGCGCCCUGAGAGACACGGGGAGAGGAAGCGGGGCUGCGGUCACUUUUGGAAAGGGAACGGUGCUUUCAGUCAUACCAGAUGUUACUCCAUCUCCUUCAGUCUACAGGCUGACCUCUAAAGAUGAUGAGGAUUUGGAAAUGUGCCUUAUCACAGAUUACUCCCCUGAAAAGCUUAAGACUAAGGCAGCUGAUAAGCGGACAAAUGCCCUCGUGGAGGUGGCAACACCCGAGAACAAUCAGGAAGUGAGCUACCUCUCAACCUAUUGGGCCAAGAAAGAUGAAAUGCAGUGUGGUGCAAAUCAUGAGGGCGUUGGAGAGCUGAAGGGCGAGGAUCCUGAAAGUGGUGCCAGCACUGUCUGUGUUACAGAGGUGUCUCUAAACUUCAGGACAGAUGAAAACCUGAACAUGCUGUCUUUAUCACAGCUGGGCCUGAAAGUAAUUUUAAUGAAAGGAAUAAUUUUUAAUGUCCUGAUGACGAUGCUUAUGUGGAAAAAAAAGAAUGCAAGUAAUCAGAUAGUGCAGUCCUGAAUUACCAAAAAAUCUGCUGAGGAAUCUUUACCAGAGCAUCAUGUGCAAGAGGGAACACAGGCAUUCCUGUUGCAAGGGAUAUCACUUGCUGUUUCUGUAUAUCACACCAGCCAUUAUAGUCUAAAUUGCUUUAUUUGCAUUGUUAUAAAGCUACUUAAAAACAAGUUUAAAAUUUUCAGCAUUCUGCUGCUCCAGAUGCCCAAUUCAUUUAGCAUGACAAUGCCUCUUUUUUUCAUGAAGCAUAGUUUGCUGUAACUAUAAAUUGCCAAACAUCACUACUAUUAGCGUUAAAAUGACACACAAUUUCUGCUUGGGGCAGUGUUCUUUGUUGAAAACUGCAAGCUAAAUAUCACUUGAAUGUUAAUUUUUCAUAUUUUGGUAGCUUUCAGGUAUGAACUCCUUAGAGUGCACCCCCACAGACACCAUUUCAGCUGCAAAUGAAACACUCUGAAAAGCAAAGGGAGACUUAUUCAGGGUGCUAUGCACCAUGUCCUGCUAUCUUUUGCUAGAUCAGAGCAAGGUAUCUUUUUUUUCCCUAAAAGAUACGCUGCUAGGUCUCCCAGAAUUCCUGAAUUCAGUUAAAUUCUCACUUCAUUAUCACAGAACAAAAGAAUGUUUUUUAGUAUUUUUAAAGUCUAUCUGGCCGUAACAUUUUCUGAAUUUAAACCAGCUUAAGAUUUGGCUUUGCAUUUAGUAAAAAUACAAACUACUUUUGUUCUUUUUGUUUAGUUCUAACAACCUUAGCUUUCCCAAUUUCUUUUUUGUAAUCUUUGCAUAAAACUAUACUGACAUAUUUACCUGUCCAUGUGUGCACUCCUUGGAAACAGUGCAUGCAUGUGAAAUUCGCAUGCUGCUAAUUCUUGAAUUGUACUGGCAACCACACUGAUGUCUUGGCAUUUCUUUAGGCCUUUGGCUGCUAUUAAAAAAUUCUUAUAAAAAAAUAA